AGAGGUCUCACUACCCACCCUCGCGGCUCUCCCCUCUGCAGCUUUCCAUCGCUGGUCAUUAUAUCUUGACCUUACGGUCCGAUCUCAGAAUGUUCUCUCGUGCUGUUCGCCCGGCCGUCAGGGCCGGUAGUGCUGUUGUCACCCGCACUGCUCCUCCCAAUGCCGCCAACUUCGCGACUCUGCGUGAAAUCGAGGGCCGUCUCAAGUCCAUCAAGAACAUUGAAAAGAUUACCAACACGAUGAAGGUCAUUGCUUCUACCCGUCUUACCCGCGCUCAGAAGGCCAUGGGCGAAUCUCGCAACUACGGUGAGACCUCCAACACCGUUUUCGAGAAGGCCGAGACCAAGCCCCUCGAGGACAAGAAGACUUUGCUCGUCGUCGCCAGCUCCGACAAGGGUCUUUGCGGUGGUAUCCACUCCGGUCUGAGCAAGGCUACCCGCCGUAUCCUCCAGGAACACGCCGACGCCGACAUCGUUGUUCUUGGUGAGAAGGCCAAGGCUCAGCUCUCCAGAACCAACCCCAAAGCUCUCGUCCUGAGCUUCGCCAACGUCUGCAAGGACAUCCCCACCUUCGCUGAUGCCCAGGCCGUUGCCGACCAGAUUGCUCUGCUGCCCGCCGACUAUGCCAGCGUUAAGAUCAUCUACAACAAGUGGCUCAACGCCCAGAGCUACGAGCCCGCCACUGUUGAGGCUUACUCCGAGGAGGCCAUCACCAAGUCCGCCAACAUCUCCUCUUUCGAGAUUGACGACCAGGCUCUUGCCAACCUCCGUGAAUAUGCUCUUGCCAACAGCCUGUUCUGGGCUAUGGCCGAAGGCCACGCUUGUGAGAUUUCUAACGCCUCGAAGAACGCUGGUGAGAUGAUCAACAAGUUCCAGAUUCUGUACAACCGUCAGCGUCAAGCCGCCAUUACCGGUGAGCUGGUUGAAAUUAUCACCGGUGCCACCGCCAGUGCGGACAUGUAGAAGCUUUCAUGAUGCUUCAGUGGGAAGGAGUCGACAUGUGUGUAGACUUACUCUUAAAUACCUAGCUAGAUUUUUAUCAGCCUGUAAAUCAGUCUAUCCAUCUUUCUUUUG
Messenger RNA from Aspergillus nomiae NRRL 13137, 1073 nucleotides. Its product is annotated as F1F0 ATP synthase subunit gamma. The annotation marks the transcript as partial. The record is from RefSeq and is a predicted model, not a curated record. NCBI's taxonomy places the organism in Eukaryota, Fungi, Ascomycota, Eurotiomycetes, Eurotiales, Aspergillaceae. Gene Ontology annotation, biological process: proton motive force-driven ATP synthesis. The transcript has 5 exons. Gene Ontology annotation, molecular function: proton-transporting ATP synthase activity, rotational mechanism.